CGAACGAGGAGAGUCGAGGCGCAGGACCCCACGUUUGGUCGGUUUGCAGAAGUUAGUGGCUGAGUGGACGUAAAACAAAAUCACCUGAGCGCCCGAAACCCGCCUUUCUUUCUUUCUCUGCUUUGAAGCGUUCAGCUCGAAGUUUUCUCCCCGAGACUUCCGCGGUUUGCUCGCCGAGCAAGUUAUCCGGGAUAAAAACUCAACCACAACUGUUUCCUCUUAUGCGGUCCCAGGCGUUCUGAGCCAUGCCUGGCCACAGCACAGGGGCUCCCCAGGCGUCCCGCCACCACAAGCACCACGGCUCCAGCUCCAGAGCGGACAAGUACCGGCCAACCCGGACCAUAUCCAGGGAGAGCACGACCAGCCAGGAUUCCUUCAAGGACCCUCAUGGGGAGCAUCUCCGUGAGCACCACACCGACCACUCCCGCUAUUCAGAGAACAAGUAUGGUCGAGGCAGGGCCCACCCACGGAACGGCAGGGGCUCAGAGACUAUAGGAUUUAUCCCAGGGUCUGCAGACAACACUCCAGCCAGCAGACACGCCUGUGGCUCCUGCGCCUCCAUGGGCUGGAGCGGCUGCAAGGCCCUCAUCUGCUGCGUACUCACCUGUGGAUUUUAUGGCAGCCGAGAGCCCUGCCUGCCUGUAAACGAAAGCUCCACAGAUCAUCCCCCCAAAGCGGGCGGCGAGCCUCACCCUCCCAACGGCAUGGCUAUGCUCAAUCCCACCUGCGGCAUCUCCUCGGAGCCCAGCAAGCCCACCAAAGCCUCCAGGUUGCCCACCAGCGACAGCUUCCGCUACCCGGACGUGCGCAUCGGAGGUCAGACGGUGAGGUACCCGGUGGCUGCCUCCAAACGGACCCGCACGCCCGGCAAAGGGGAGAGCCAGCGGCCGGUGAGCAACACCAGCCUGUUGUCCCGCGACGACUACGACCUGGACGACCUGAGCGACACGGGCACGGACAUUGACUCGCUCAUCACCAAGAAGCUGCUGGAGCUGUAUGCCUUGCACCAGAUCGACCAGCUGGCCAAGUGCACCUCGGACUCGUCGUUCUCCCGCAAGACCAACGAGAUCAGCGAGCUCAUCUACAACAUCGCUCAGGACUACAACCUGGAGGAGCAGGAAGCCGAGUGCAAGCUGGUGCACGGCGUCAUCCGCAUCAGCACCCGCAAGGGCAAGAGAAACAAGAGCCACCAGUCGACGGGGCAGCGGCCCAACGGCAGGAACGACGGGACGCUGCCCGACAGCGGCAACGAGACCAUGACCCCCACCUUGUUUAGCAGCGAGUUUCCAGACGUGCAAGUGUCGGAGCAGACGCAGUCGGAUGAGCUGGCCAGGAAAAUGAGGCACUACAGCGAGAGAACGUACUCCUCCAGCACCGCCACGGCGUACUCGGCCUACCAUCACGACACCGAAACAGACUCCUCGGGUGCUCCUCUGCUGCUCUGAAGGGCAACACACAAACUAUUUAGAGAGGAUGUCGUCGAAUACGUGGAUGCCUUCGUCCUUCUGUUGCCAUUUAUGCUGUUACUGAGUGGAGCACCUUUUUUUUUAAAAAGUUUUUUUACAUGAGGCGGUUGUACUUUUAGAGUGUCUUUAAAUGCAAGGACCUUUUUUUUUUUUCUCCCUUUUUUUCUAAAUAAAUCUUUCUAUCAAAUGACCCACUGAGGAGAUUCUGCUUUCUCGCUGGGUUUUACGUUUUAUAGGAAUUUGUACGCAGUGUUUAAAAGUUGUUUUCAGAAAAUGGAAAAACUCAAUACAGUAUCGGCAGAAGCCGGGAGGCCACAGAAUAGAGACUGAUGGUAGAAACGCAACCGUCCUCAUUCUUGUCCUUGUUCUUGUUUAUGCAAGCCAUUGUGUAUGUGUGUGUGUGUGUGUGUGUGUGUGUGUGUUUGUGUGUGUUUUUGAGCUUACUGACUCCUGCCAUUUCUUCACACUUCCGUGAUGCAUGUUUUGACAUGAAAACCGUAUUUGUUAAGCCAUAUGUUGAUGUAAAUAUUCUCAAGUUGAUGUUUGUUCUUUUGUUGGAACAUUUGUGGCUUUUUUUUAAAUUUUAAUUAUUAUUAGCCGGUCUUAUUUUU
Stegastes partitus (bicolor damselfish) is the source of this 2077-nucleotide messenger RNA. It is a transcript of the gene kdf1a, whose product is annotated as keratinocyte differentiation factor 1a. The transcript has 4 exons. Bases 246 to 1445 code for a protein of 399 amino acids. The record is from RefSeq and is a predicted model, not a curated record. NCBI's taxonomy places the organism in Eukaryota, Metazoa, Chordata, Actinopteri, Pomacentridae. Gene Ontology annotation, cellular component: cell junction. Gene Ontology annotation, biological process: keratinocyte development; regulation of epidermal cell division.